GCAGGAGGAGGAGCGCGGGGCGGGCGCGCCUGCUGGCUGCCUGGCUCCGAGAGAGCCGCGCCGCGGGGAGAAGGAGGAAGCGAAAGCAGCAGCCGGGCGAGAGCCAGGGGAGGGAACCGCUCUGCCGCGCCCCGUAACAGCUUCUUUUGCUGAAGAUGUCUAAUAAUGGUGUUGAAGCCGAAGACAAGCCUCCAGCCCCUCCAAUGAGAAAUACCAGCACUAUGAUUGGAUCUGGAAGCAAAGACAUUGGGACUUUAAACCAUGGGUCAAAACCUUUGCCUCCCAACCCUGAAGAAAAGAAAAAGAGAGACCGAUUUUACCGAUCUAUAUUGCCAGGAGAUAAAACCAAUAAAAAGAAGGAGAAAGAACGCCCAGAAAUUUCCCUCCCUUCGGAUUUUGAACACACAAUUCAUGUUGGAUUUGAUGCUGUCACAGGAGAAUUCACGGGUAUGCCAGAGCAGUGGGCUCGGUUAUUGCAGACGUCCAACAUCACCAAAUCGGAGCAGAAGAAAAAUCCCCAGGCCGUGCUCGACGUGCUAGAAUUCUACAAUUCCAAAAAGACCUCCAACAGUCAGAAGUACAUGAGUUUCACAGAUAAAUCUGCAGAGGAGUACAGUUCAUCAAAUACAUUGAAUGUGAAGGCUGUAUCCGAGACUCCUGCAGUACCGCCAGUUUCAGAAGAUGAAGAUGACGAGGAUGAUGCUGCUCCACCCCCAGUGAUAGCUCCACGACCUGAACACACAAAAUCAGUAUACACCCGUUCUGUGAUAGAGCCCCUUCCACCACCUCCUACCAGAGAUGUGGCCACCUCGCCUAUCUCUUCACCCUCUGAAAACAACACAACAUCCCCUGACACAAUGACCAGAAAUACAGAGAAACAGAAGAAAAAGCCGAAGAUGUCAGAUGAAGAAAUCUUGGAAAAAUUAAGAAGUAUCGUGAGCGUGGGUGACCCCAAAAAGAAAUACACACGGUUUGAGAAGAUCGGACAAGGCGCGUCAGGAACAGUUUAUACUGCAAUGGAUGUAGCUACAGGACAAGAGGUUGCAAUCAAACAGAUGAAUUUGCAACAGCAGCCCAAGAAAGAACUUAUAAUUAAUGAAAUCCUUGUAAUGAGGGAAAACAAAAACCCCAACAUUGUCAACUACUUGGACAGUUACCUUGUAGGAGAUGAACUGUGGGUAGUUAUGGAGUAUUUGGCAGGCGGCUCCCUGACGGAUGUUGUAACAGAGACCUGCAUGGAUGAAGGACAAAUAGCAGCUGUGUGUCGAGAGUGUCUUCAGGCUCUGGAAUUCCUGCAUUCAAGCCAAGUUAUUCACAGAGACAUCAAGAGCGACAACAUUCUACUAGGAAUGGACGGCUCCGUCAAACUAACUGACUUUGGUUUCUGUGCCCAAAUAACACCAGAGCAGAGCAAACGCAGCACCAUGGUGGGGACACCGUACUGGAUGGCUCCUGAAGUGGUGACGCGGAAAGCUUAUGGGCCGAAAGUGGACAUCUGGUCUCUGGGAAUCAUGGCUAUUGAAAUGAUUGAGGGAGAACCUCCUUACCUCAAUGAGAACCCUCUGAGAGCCCUGUAUCUCAUUGCUACCAAUGGUACUCCAGAGCUGCAGAACCCUGAGAAGCUUUCAGCCAUAUUUCGAGACUUCCUUAACCGCUGUCUCGAGAUGGAUGUAGAGAAAAGAGGCUCUGCCAAAGAACUGCUACAGCACCAGUUCCUGAAAAUUGCGAAGCCCCUUUCUAGUCUCACUCCUUUGAUUAUUGCCGCAAAAGAGGCAGCGAAGAACAACCACUAACGCGGAACCAUCAUAGUCAUCGUGCCAAGUCUUUUCAAUGUUCAUUUCAGACCCUGAAUACCUGCCUUCCCGCUCCUUGGGGGUGCCCAAAACUUUGAUCCUCUGAGAGUGGGCCACAGAAGUAGUGUUUGUUGAAUGUUAAAGGAGGCAUUGCUGAUCUAAAGCCGUGAACAGCCUUCUCACCCUCUCGGUGGGAGAAGACUAUUUUGUAUGGUUGACAAGGUCUUUGUGAGAACCUCUGAGCCUGAUGUAGCAAAGCCAGUUUGAUUUCAUAUCUCUUAAUGUGUUUGUUUUUUAACGUAAGUGUGGAGCCUUAGACCAUGUUUAUCUUAAUCAAUUAAAUCUCUCGCUGGCUGCAUUUUCCCUGCCUCUGCCCAGCUCAGUUGUUACACUACUGAAACUCCUGCAUGCUUCGGGUUACUUGAAGAAUGGAGCAGCCAGCAGAAAUCUGAACAGCUUUAAUAACGGAAAAGAGGGCUGCAGGAGUAUGCAGCACCCAGACACUUCCUCAGUGCUGCCGGACGCCUUGACAGAGAGAGCUGAAAUAUUCUAAAUGAACUUUCUGCAACCAUCGGAGGAUUUAAUUCAUGGAUCACCUUUGUGCUACGUCUUGUGAAUCAGCCUCUGAUUAAAAGAUCCUCUUUCUGUUUUCAUCUCA
This is a messenger RNA of Mauremys mutica (yellowpond turtle), 2451 nucleotides long. It is a transcript of the gene PAK1, whose product is annotated as p21 (RAC1) activated kinase 1. Bases 156 to 1793 code for a protein of 545 amino acids. The transcript is spliced from 15 exons. Gene Ontology annotation, cellular component: cytoplasm. Gene Ontology annotation, biological process: regulation of axonogenesis; protein phosphorylation; regulation of actin cytoskeleton organization. Gene Ontology annotation, molecular function: protein serine/threonine kinase activity; ATP binding. The record is from RefSeq and is a predicted model, not a curated record. NCBI's taxonomy places the organism in Eukaryota, Metazoa, Chordata, Testudines, Geoemydidae.